This is a messenger RNA of Thlaspi arvense, 2965 nucleotides long. The record is from the annotation of a GenBank genome assembly. NCBI's taxonomy places the organism in Eukaryota, Viridiplantae, Streptophyta, Magnoliopsida, Brassicales, Brassicaceae.
GUUUCAUAAGGCCCAUGAAUGUUCUUCCUCCUCUCAUGAUGAUGCUUUUCAUUUUGUUUUUGUUCUUUUCUGUUUCAGUUUUUCAUCAACUCUUCUUGGAUUUAUGUCCUUUCAAAAAGCAAAAAAAAAACAAUUGAUUUAUGAAAUUAUUAUUUUUUCCUCGAGAUCGUGAACGAUAAUAUGAAACGAAAAGCUAAGGAACACACAAGUUGCUUGUGGAUUAGACACAACCCAUCUGAUCUUUGUCCGUAUCUCCUCAUCCAUUCUUCACCUCCAGCUUCUCAUCCAUAUUAUUUUCCCAACUUGCCAACAAUUUUAACAAUGUUACAAAUUAAUCAAUCAUAAAAUAUAUAAACACUGAGAUAUAUAUAAUAUAAGCUUUACUAACCAGUCACACCCUUCAUCUCUCCCGAGAGCUCCAUUCUCAUCAAGAUUAACAUCAGAAGAAAAUGGAGAUCACAAACGUUACCGAGUAUGAAGCUAUCGCAAAGCAGAAGCUACCAAAGAUGGUAUACGACUACUAUGCGUCUGGUGCAGAGGACCAAUGGACACUUCAAGAGAACAGAAACGCUUUCGCAAGGAUCCUCUUUCGUCCUCGGAUUCUUAUUGAUGUGAACAAAAUUGAUAUGACAACAACAGUCUUGGGAUUCAAAAUCUCGAUGCCGAUCAUGGUUGCUCCUACUGCCAUGCAAAAGAUGGCUCACCCAGAAGGUGAAUAUGCUACGGCUAGAGCUGCGUCUGCUGCUGGAACCAUCAUGACACUCUCUUCAUGGGCUACUUCCAGUGUUGAAGAAGUUGCUUCCACUGGACCAGGGAUCCGAUUCUUCCAGCUCUAUGUUUACAAGAACAGGAAGGUUGUUGAGCAGCUUGUGAGAAGAGCUGAGAAGGCAGGGUUCAAAGCUAUUGCUCUCACUGUGGACACCCCAAGGCUAGGUCGCAGAGAGUCUGAUAUCAAGAACAGGUUCACUUUGCCUUCAAACCUAACAUUGAAAAACUUUGAAGGUCUUGACCUCGGAAAGAUGGACGAGGCCAAUGACUCUGGCUUGGCUUCAUAUGUUGCUGGUCAAAUUGACCGUACCUUGAGCUGGAAGGAUGUCCAGUGGCUCCAGACAAUCACCAACAUGCCAAUUCUUGUCAAGGGAGUUCUUACAGGAGAGGAUGCAAGGAUAGCGAUCCAAGCUGGAGCAGCAGGGAUCAUUGUGUCAAACCAUGGAGCUCGUCAGCUUGACUAUGUCCCAGCCACAAUCUCAGCACUUGAAGAGGUUGUGAAAGCGACACAAGGAAGAGUUCCUGUCUUCUUGGAUGGUGGUGUUAGACGUGGCACAGACGUCUUCAAGGCACUUGCACUUGGAGCUUCCGGGAUAUUUAUUGGAAGACCAGUGGUAUUCUCACUAGCUGCUGAAGGAGAAGCUGGAGUCAGAAAAGUGCUUCAAAUGCUACGUGACGAGUUCGAGUUAACCAUGGCACUAAGUGGAUGCCGAUCUCUCAGUGAAAUCACCCGCAACCACAUUGUCACUGAAUGGGACACUCCACGCCAUUUGCCGAGUCAGUCACUCCCGAGAGCUCUCUAUUCCCAUCAAGACCAUAAUCGGAAAAUGGAGAUCACAAACGUUACCGAGUAUGAAGAAAUCGCAAAGCAGAAGUUGCCUAAGAUGGUAUACGACUACUAUGCCUCUGGCGCAGAAGACCAGUGGACUCUUCAAGAGAACAGAAACGCUUUCGCAAGGAUCCUCUUUCGGCCACGGAUUCUGAUUGACGUGAGCAAGAUCGAUAUGACAACAACCGUCUUGGGGUUCAAGAUCUCGAUGCCGAUCAUGGUUGCUCCUACUGCCUUUCAAAAGAUGGCUCACCCAGAAGGGGAAUAUGCUACGGCAAGAGCUGCGUCUGCUGCUGGAACCAUCAUGACGCUAUCUUCAUGGGCUACUUCAAGUGUUGAAGAAGUUGCUUCCACUGGACCAGGGAUUCGAUUCUUCCAGCUCUAUGUAUACAAGAACAGGAAUGUGGUUGAGCAGCUCGUGAGAAGAGCCGAGAAGGCUGGGUUCAAAGCCAUUGCUCUCACUGUGGACACCCCAAGGCUUGGUCGCAGAGAGUCUGAUAUCAAGAACAGAUUCACUUUGCCUCCAAAUCUGACAUUAAAGAACUUUGAAGGUCUUGACCUCGGAAAGAUGGACGAGGCCAAUGACUCUGGCUUGGCUUCAUACGUUGGUGGUCAAAUUGACCGUACCUUAAGCUGGAAGGAUGUUCAGUGGCUCCAGACAAUCACCAAAAUGCCGAUUCUUGUCAAGGGUGUUCUUACAGGAGAGGAUGCAAGGAUAGCGAUUCAAGCUGGAGCAGCAGGGAUCAUUGUGUCAAACCAUGGAGCUCGCCAGCUUGACUACGUCCCAGCAACAAUCUCAGCCCUGGAAGAAGUUGUCAAAGCGACACAAGGACGAAUUCCUGUCUUCUUAGACGGUGGUGUUCGACGCGGCACAGACGUCUUCAAGGCACUUGCACUUGGAGCCUCAGGGAUAUUUAUUGGAAGACCAGUGGUAUUCUCACUGGCUGCUGAAGGAGAGGCUGGAGUCAGAAAAGUGCUUCAAAUGCUUCGCGAUGAGUUCGAGCUGACCAUGGCACUAAGUGGCUGCCGCUCUCUCAAGGAAAUCACCCGCAACCACAUCACCACCGAGUGGGACACUCCACGCCCUUUGGCCAAGUUAUAGAGAGAACAGCAACAACACAGAACAUGUAAUGCCUAAACAUAUUCAUAUUCUGAUGGCUCUACUCUGCUAUAUAUCUCAAGAACUUAUUUCUCCCUAUAAUCAAAUCACAAACCAUGCCUAGACAUUCUGUAAUGCUAUUUGGCUACUUCUUCCUUCAGACCAUUAUUCUUGCUUAAACAACGAAGAUAAGUAUCUGAGAUAUAAAACAAAAGUCGUAACACUACUAAACCAAGAAAUGAUCUUUCAUCGCCUCCUGUGCGUAGAUU